Messenger RNA from Penicillium griseofulvum, 2055 nucleotides. RefSeq lists its product as uncharacterized. The coding region runs from base 1 to 2055 and encodes 684 amino acids. The record is from RefSeq and is a predicted model, not a curated record. The transcript is spliced from 4 exons. Lineage: Eukaryota; Fungi; Ascomycota; Eurotiomycetes; Eurotiales; Aspergillaceae.
AUGUACAUUCGAAUUCGCUAUAGCCCAGUCCAUGGGUCAACACCACGAAAUGAACCCAACGACUUUGAUGCAAUAAUUGAAGAAGUCACUGAAAGUCCGAGCAAUCGAUUCGAUGCUGCCUCUAUCGCCGACCAAGACGUUCUAGCAGCUUGGCUGAAUAUUGAUUAUGAUGAGAUCGUGACAGAUAGGGUCAACCUCUUUUCAACCAACCUCGAGCCUUCUGGAUCAUUCGAUGCGACUCUUUCUGGACACAUAGCGCCAGAGACCCAGCGUGAGGAUCAAGUUACGGCUGCCACUUCCCAACUGACUCGCUUGCACGGAGGACAAAGUCUCGAAUCAGUUAAUCACCGACCAGCGGUUGGCCUUUCAUUCAAUAGUCCGAUCUACCUGUUGAAUUCUGGAAUCGACGCGACGAUCUUCGGUGAUCGUCUCGCUCGGAUCUAUGAAGCAAUCGCAACAGCCAGUGCCUCCAGGUUUUUGGACUAUGACUGCAAUCUCUAUGCGACUGGGAUUCGCUACCGGUUGGGGGACAGUGACUCGGCGAGCUCAGAUAGCUCGGCACCUGCCAGGUCAACCGUGGGUCCAACCGUCAUUGCACCCCGGUUUGCUCUUCCUGGUCACUCACAAGCAAUGUCUCAUGAAAUUUCCUUGCUGGGAAGUGUUCGGUUCCUUGAUCAUUUGGGCGACCUCUAUGGCAAUCGGUUGAACUCGGCUGCGCGAAAGAAAUCAGAUGAGACCUUCAUUGCAGUCCUUCGCGCAUUUUCGAUGCAAUGGUUGCCGAGUUCCCCUUCUUUUGAAACGAGAUCUGCUUAUGGUGACUCUCCUCCGAAUUCAAAGACUGGAGAGACAGGAGAUAAUUCUUCCCUGGACGCUUUCAUUGAUGCUUGGGCACGGGCAAGAUCACUUCUCAAUGAAGCGCAUGAUGUUCGAUCAUUCCGAGUUGUAUUGGCAACACUCAUGUUUGUCGGGAUUGUUACACCAACUAAAAUAACCGACAGGGAGGAUCCUGUACCAAACCACUUCCUUGACACAGCUUUGCAAAAGUUAUCCUACUUAGAUGGGCUGGUCAAGCAAUACUGUGCAAACCUAGGUCCAUCAUCCACAUACGGCGCUCUUGCUGAAGCAUGUUUGAACAUCAUCCGGUGGACUGCGUAUAUCCGCGACACAGGCGCAGCGUUAGCGAUGGAUCGACAAUGCAAACUUCCAGAUAUGUGGGGUACUACAAAAGUCCUCUCAAAUAAAGACGCUGUGGCAGCAUUGGCAGUCACUCAAAAUAUUCUAGAGCUGGAUAUCAAUGUUCAACCCAUUUGUCGGAAAGCCAGCGCGGAAACAUUUAUUGUCUGGAGGCAGAUUAUAAACAUCAAAACCGUUGCUAAUCAGGCGUAUGGAACUCUACAUGAGCGGUGCUCGUCAACAAUCGAAGCUAUAAACAUUAGUGUGGCUGCUGUCCGUGGCUUCAGCGAAUUAUUCCAACCUUUCAUCCUUCAGUGCAUCAGGAAUUUCCAUUGCCUGUCCACGUGUCCUAGGAUAUCUCUUGUUUCCCUCGUGAUGUUUUGGAACCUUGGCAUUUUCCUUCUCGCCGAGGUUUUCAAAAAGGUAACCCAGGGCCUUGAUUCCUCUGUCGAACAAGAAAUAGGCCCAGCGAUUCGAGAAUACCAGCGCGACGCAGCAUCGAGCGUGGCACAGGUAGUUGAAUGCGUACUUAAAUUGCCCACCGAGGAAGCCUUCAACCUCCAAAACGGACUUGGCGCGGAAGUACCACUCACCGCUUAUCAUGUUACUCCGAGUUUGGCUGUCACGGCCCUCCAACGGGCUAUCGAGAGCGUGAUAGGCCUACAGCUUCACUCUAAGUGUGAUGGCUCAUUAGAGAAUGAUGCACAGCUUUUGGUACCGGACGGGAUCUGGGACUGCCAAAUCAACAUUCUCAUGAAAGGACUCAUGUCACUUGACGUUACUAUUGGCGGAUCACAAACCUGUGGCGUGGCACUUAGGGGGUUGAUGCACAAAUAUGGGGACAUACUAUCCGAGUGCUGGACUUCAGGGUUUGACUCAUGA